Exophiala aquamarina CBS 119918 is the source of this 498-nucleotide messenger RNA. RefSeq lists its product as uncharacterized. Bases 1 to 498 code for a protein of 165 amino acids. The record is from RefSeq and is a predicted model, not a curated record. NCBI's taxonomy places the organism in Eukaryota, Fungi, Ascomycota, Eurotiomycetes, Chaetothyriales, Herpotrichiellaceae. The transcript has a single exon.
AUGACCCUUAAGAUGGACGUCUCAGAUGCGCAACUUGAGCUAAAUUCCACGGUGUCGAAGGAUGGCACCAGAAUCGCAUAUUAUAAACUUGGCCGCGGACCAGGGUUGAUAAUUAUUCAUGGAGCAAUGCAAUCUGGACUCAGUCACAGUGAACUUGCGUUCUUCCUAUCGAAAAGCUACACAUGCUACCUUCCCGAUCGUCGAGGGAGGGGCAAGUCCGGUCCUUCUGGCAGCGACUACUGUCUUAUCAAAGAGGUCGAGGAUGUCGAAGCUUUGCAAUCUACGACUGGCGCCAAAUAUGUGUUUGGAGUCAGUUCCGGGGCUGUGAUAGCGCUGAAAGCCGCACUGAUUGCUCCCUCCUCACACCUCGAGCGAGUUGCAGUCUUCGAGCCUCCUUGGUGGCCGGACUUCUUAAUCGAAGAGAGUACAGCAUGGGUCAGUCGCUAUGAGGAGGAACUCAGUCGUGGCGACAUUGCAGAAGCUUUGACAACUGCGUGA